CAAUUCAGGUGUUGCGAUGUUUCAGUGUUGCGCCGGGUCUUCUUCCGAAUGCUUCGUGUCUGGAGACCUUCCGGCCAAGAGUUGGCUGCGGUGAGUGCGGAAGCGUUCCAAGAUGCAGCCGACCUGAAGUGGUAUCUGUGUAAGCAGUAUGGGUUUCCUGUGUUCAUGCAGCAACUUGUGCAUGACACUGGUCCUUUAGCGGACGGCGCGAAGCUGGAUGCCUCAAUGGAUUUGCAGUUGGUGCUGCUUACCCUUUCCGGUCCAGAUCAAACAGGCAAUGCUGCAUCUAUAGCUCGGGUAUACUUGGCACGUGCUGCCCAAGUGAACCACAUUGAUAUGGUCCGAUGCUUGUUGGAAGCUGGUGCUGACAAAGAUCGUCCAGACCAUGAAGGCUUUACACCCCUAAUGCUCGCAUCUGCACAUGGUCACUUACGGAUUGCCCGCAUGUUGCUUGAAGCUGGCGCUGCCAAAGACUGUUGUAACCAUGCGGGCCUGACAGCCUUGAUGCUUGCAUCAAAACAUGGUCAUGCGGAGAUUGCACGUGUGCUGCAGGAAGUUGGUGCCGACAAAAAUCGCCGGGACAAUGCAGGCAUGACAGCAUUAAUGUUCGCAGCUGCAAGCGGCCACUUUGAGGUUGCAAGCUUACUGUUGGAAUUUGGGGCUGAAAAGGAUUGCUGGUGCCUAGCCGGCAAGACCGCCCUAAUCCUCGCAUCUCGUCAUGGUCACGCGGAAAUUGCACGUUUGUUGCUGGAGUCUGGUGCACAUACGGAUUGCUGGGACCAAAACGGCAUGACGGCCCUGAUGCUCGCUUGUCGGUUUGGUCACCUGCAGGUUGCGCGCUUGCUGCUGGAGUUUGGUGCUGAGAAAAUGUGCUGGGACCAGAGCGGGUUGACGGCU
Messenger RNA from Symbiodinium necroappetens, 897 nucleotides. Lineage: Eukaryota; Dinophyceae; Suessiales; Symbiodiniaceae. The record is from the annotation of a GenBank genome assembly.